AUGGCUGAUUUCUCUCCUGAACCUGUGGCCGCUGCCACUCCCACCACUCCCAAGCCUGAUGUCAAGGCCACUCCCAAGUCCAAGGCCAAGCCCAGGGCUGCGCCGAAGACUCCCACCAAAACUCCAACCAAGUCCAAGGACGCGGACGGACUUACUCCUCGAGAGAUGGAACUCCUCGUCGGUGCUCUUACCAACCUCAAGGAUGAUGCUAGAAUCCAGGUCAAUUACGAAGCUAUGGCUGGAGCAACUGGUCUGAAGGACGGAAAUUCGGCAAAGGCUUCGUGGGCAGGUCUUCGAAAGAAGCUGAAUAUGACCGGAGGCAUUGGCAGUACCCCUUCUGCAGGUUCCCCUGAGAAGCCAGCUGGUGUUACCAAAAGUGCAAAGAAGACGAAACAGCCUCUCAAAGCGGCGAAAAAGAAACCAACGAAUGAGAAUGAAGACAAUGAUAAGGUCGUUGCUAGUUCCGAGGAGCCAAAAGGCGAGCCCAAGGGUGAUGCUGGUGUGGAGGGACAGAAGGAUGAGGCCACUGAUGACGCGGUCAAGAUGGAAGAUGGCAAAGAAGAACGGGAAGAAGAAGCAUGA
This is a messenger RNA of Exophiala mesophila, 582 nucleotides long. RefSeq lists its product as uncharacterized. The record is from RefSeq and is a predicted model, not a curated record. The transcript has 2 exons. Bases 1 to 582 code for a protein of 193 amino acids. Lineage: Eukaryota; Fungi; Ascomycota; Eurotiomycetes; Chaetothyriales; Herpotrichiellaceae.